Messenger RNA from Symbiodinium necroappetens, 4122 nucleotides. Lineage: Eukaryota; Dinophyceae; Suessiales; Symbiodiniaceae. The record is from the annotation of a GenBank genome assembly.
GAAGGAGCCGGAGCACAGCUCUUCCUCCAGGCCGAGGAAUUGCUGGCCUCUGAGCGCUACGGGGAAGCGGAGGCAGAAGCUCGGAGGGCGGCGCAGAGCUUCCGCGAUGCGGGCAGCACCGAAGGUGCUGUCGAUGCGGUACGCGUGGUGGUGAAGUCCCUCCUCGGGCAGGGACGCCGCGUCGAGGCUUUGGCCUUCGCGCAGGAGGAGAAGGAGAAUUCAGAAGACCGCACUGCUGUCGCGAAACUUUCGGUGUCAGUGGCUGAGGCCUCCCUGGGCGAUGCCGGAAGCCAGGCACAGGCCAAGGCCGGGCUGCAGGAGGCGAGGGGCGACGGCGACCUCGCCGGCUUGGAGAUGGGGCUCAGGCACGCCGGCGAGGCGAAGCAGAUGGCCCUGGAACUCGGCAAUCGUCGCCUUGAGGCGAUGUCGCUGCUGCUGAUGGUGGACGGCAAGGGGAUGAUGGCAUCCCCGGAAGAUGCCCUUGAAGUGGCCGACGAGCUGCUGGACUUGGCCUUAGAGCUAAAGGACAAGCGCUUGGAGGCCUGCACCUUGAGAAAGCUCUCGGCGUGGAACGGCAAGCUUGGAGAUCGUGAUCGAGCCAUUUCGGACGCGGAAGAAGCCUGGGAAAUCUACUGUGACCUGGAGUCUCCACAGGAGCCGCAAGCUCUGCGGGCCCUUGUGGAAGGCCUCCUUCCCGUGGACCCCCGUCGCGCCCGGCGGCUCUGCACCGAGUCCUUGAGCCGACUUCGCCAGAAGGGCCAGAAGUUGGCGGAGGUGGAGGUCGUUCGUCUGCUCGUGGAGGUUCUGCUCCGACUUGGCAGGUUGCAGGAGGCGGCCUCCGCGGCACAAGACUGCAUCCCCAUUUGCAAGGAGAUCGGAGCCACCGAAGCGCAGGCGGCCCUGAUCGUCCGCCUGGCCCGGGCGCGCCUGCAGGCCGGCGACUUCGAGAAGGCCAAGACCAUGGCAGAGAACGCAUGGACGAUGCUGGACGAAGCCAAGGCCACCGCACAAGCCGAGAAGGCAGAUGCCAUGGAGGUGCUCUGCGAUGCCCAGGUCCAGUCGACCGACCUCGAGGAUGCACUAGCGCGUGCCACCGACUUUCGCGAGCAUUUCGCGAUGGCUGGUGAUGCGAGGGGCCAGGCAAGGGCCUUGCUGCGAUGCGCUCAGCUUGAGCUGGAGAUGGGCGACUACGAGACGGCCUUCCAGAGCGCAAAGAAGGCCUGCAAUCUCUACCACCAGGAGAGGCAGAAGAGAGAGGAGGCGGAUGCGAAGCUGCUGUGUGGUAAGAUCUUCUGGCGGAAAGCCGACCACAAGGCGGCUGUGACGUGGGCUGAGCGAGCACGAGCUGCGUACCGUGAGCUGGAGCAGACGGAAGACGAGGUGGCCUGCCUCUGUGUCAUUUCCGAAAAUGCGGCACGCCUGGCUGCUCGCGAAGGCGCCAGCCUAGACGCAUCGGAGCCGGCGCCGCGGGCCGCUAGAGAUGCCUUGGAGAAGUCCUUGAAGUCUGCGGAGGCCGGGCUGAAGCUGCUGAAGGUGCACACGGCAGCUCCGGAGCUCCACGGGCAGCUGCUCUGUGCUCGGGCGCAGGCGCUGACUUUCCAAGGACGCUUUCUGGAGGCGCUCGGCAGCCUCGACGAGGCCGUUCUUCGAUUUCGGGAGCUCGACGAGUACGGAUUGGAGGCCAAUGCACUCCUACUCGCAUGCGACAACCUCUUCGCCUUGAAUCGGGCACGGGAAGCCGCAGAGGCAGCGACAGAGGCAUUGACGCUGUACCAGCACUGCCAGGACCUGGAGGGCGAAGAGCGGGCGAGGGUGUUGCUGAAGCACCCCAGCCUCAUCGCCACCGCCCGGCCCAGCGAGCCGAGACCGGGUGCACCCGGACCCAUCCCGGGAGCAGACGCGACGCCAGUGUGGUUGCAGCAGGCCGAUGCUCCAGUGGAGGAGGCCGCGCCGGUCGCCGCGCGGGCCGUGCAGCGCUCCACUGGGCCGGCGCUUGACAUGGCGUCCAUCACCCCCGAGGCAGUCAUGGCGAAGGUACGCGACAUCGUCUCUGCGGUCACUGGGACGGAGCUUGAGGAAAUCGACACGGAGACACCGCUCAUGGAGGCGGGUCUCACAAGCAGUUCCGCGAUCGUGAUGCAAGAAACGCUGAGCAAGGAACUUGGCAUGAAGCUCCCCAUGACACUGGUCUUUGACUACCCGACAAUCGCCGACAUGGCAGAGAUGGUCCAAGAGCAGACGUCGCAGAAGGCAAUCAAGGCCAACCUGCCUGGGCGCCGCCGGUGGAUUUCGGACCUUCCUGACCUGGGCGAUUUGGAUCGCAUCGGGCUGGACUCGUCGGACGAGGAGGAUGAGAAGGGCGACCGCUGGCUUCAUCCACGACGCGUACGAACGCGACAUGGAAGAAAGCUUCGACAUGCCACGACGAGAGCGGCAACGUCGUCGUCAGUAGAUUGCCACAUUUGUGCAUUGGAUGAGCAGCGUCGGGUCUGGUUAUGGGCAACGUGCCGGGAUUCCCACGACUAUCAGCAAAAGGAGGUCUUGGAGAAGGGUGCAGAACCACCGCUGGUCCUGGCGGGAUGCCUGCAAGUGGCAAGUGGCGCGGUGACAUUAGUAGCUCCGAGUGGCCACAAUCAAGUCUUCGCUUGGGGCUCGAACGCCACGGGACAGCUUGAACUGCAAGACGCUUGUGGAUUCUCCGAUCGCUCCCUGGCGGAGCAGGUGCAGCUUCAGGCCGUGCCCACUCUGCGCAGCGCUUCCUGGAUAGGCGGUGGACUGCACAGCACGGCAGCGCUGGUGGGUGGACGCAUGAACAGUUGGGGCAAGGCAGAGGACCCUCCGGUGUUGCGGCCUCGAGAUCUUGAGGGGCUGUCGAGGUCGAGAGUGCGAGCGCUGUAUUGUGGAGCCCAUCACAUGUUGGCCAGCACGGAGGGCGGAGACCUAUUUGUGUGGGGUUGUGGCUUGACGCAUGGGUUGGCCAACCGGCCACGUGACGUGUCAAGCCCUACGGAUGCAGAUGAGGAGCCCACGGAUGAGCUGAGACCCUACCAGGUGUCUUCGGAACAGCGGCAGAAGCGCUUUGUGAUUGUGGCAGGUGGGGGAGCUCAGCACAGCGUGGACCUGGCAUGGGGCGGCGAGUACAGCAGUGGCGAUCCAGCCUCGGAGACGCCGAUGAAGAGGAGAACCACGGAGAAGGAAGUCGCAGAUGAUGCGGGCAUGCUCAUCCUCGCUCCUGGGACUUCUGCUGCGUAUAUGAUGGCAGGCUUUGGUUUCGGGGCUUCGAGCGGAAGUAGCCCGGCCUGUGGAGCAGGCACGGCUGGGUCGGUGAUCGAUGAAAUCAUGGUGCCGCCUCAGGAAAACAGCUUCGCGGGCUUCCCGAACUUGGAUGAUGGCAAGUCGCAGUGCGACACCUGCUCCUUGCGUUGGGAUGGAACCACGAUCCAAUGCAAGGCUUGUGAAAGCUACAAGCCUGGGUUUUCCGAAGAAGAUGUAGCCAAGAUUGAGGCCGAGAAGGAAGCACACAGGGCCUCAACCGUAGCCAUGUUUCGAAGCUCUUCGGAUGCACAACCGACAGGCUGGUUUUGGGGGUGGGGGCAGCACAAGUGGCACGCCUUUUGGCACAGGCAUGGCUGCGUCAGUGGUUUUCGAGUUCGGCGCACGCACUCCGGCGCAAUCUGGUUGCGCUGGCACAUCUGCAGGUUUUGUGGGUGGCUUUGGCAGUGGCUUUUGCAGCGGCUUCGGCAGCAGCUUUGGCCAGAGCGGCAGCAGCAUGGGUGCUGCCACAUGCGGUUUCGAAAAGUAGUAAUCGGAGAUGUUUUUGUCCAUGGAAGUGGCGAAUGCGAUCAGCUCGGUCUGGGCGAUGAUAUGCGAGAGCGCAAGAAGCCCACGCUCUUGAACUCCCUAUUCGGGCAAAGCAUUUGCGAAGUUGCAGGGCCCCAUCAUCGUUGCAGCCCCAGCUGUACACAGCCUCCCCUGUGGAAAGACAAAGAACGUGCACCUUCCGAUGGUUCGGAUGGUGGCCCGUCGGAUGUGGAGCCUCAUCCGGUGACGAUGCCCUGUGGAGUCGCAGUUCGCCAUGUUUCGUGCAGAGACUGCUGCAGCUUUGCCUUGGAUGAGAUGUAG